This is a messenger RNA of Artibeus jamaicensis (Jamaican fruit-eating bat), 438 nucleotides long. RefSeq names its product keratin-associated protein 4-3-like. NCBI's taxonomy places the organism in Eukaryota, Metazoa, Chordata, Mammalia, Chiroptera, Phyllostomidae. The record is from RefSeq and is a predicted model, not a curated record. The coding region runs from base 1 to 438 and encodes 145 amino acids. The transcript has a single exon. Gene Ontology annotation, cellular component: keratin filament.
AUGGUCAAUUCUUGUGGCUCUAUCUGCUCUGACCAGGGCUGUGGCCAAGGCUCCUGCCAGGAGACCUGCUGCUGCCCUCCUACGUGCUGCCAGACCACCUGCUGCAGGACCACCUGCUGCCGCCCCAGCUGCUGUGGUUCCAGCUGCUGCCGCCCCAGCUGCUGCCAGAUUCCCUGCUGCCGCCCCAGCUGCUGCAUUUCUAGCUGCUGCCGCCCCAGCUGCUGUGGUUCCAGCUGCUGCCGCCCCAGCUGCUGCCAGAUUCCCUGCUGCCGCCCCAGCUGCUGCAUUUCUAGCUGCUGCCGCCCCAGCUGCUGUGGUUCCAGUUGUUGCAGGCCCAGCUGCUGUGUGUCCAAUUGCUGCCGUCCAGUCUGCUGCCAGACCACCUGCUGCCGUACCACCUGCUGUCGCCCAGUCUGCUGUGGAUCCUCUUGUUGCUGA